Messenger RNA from Cylas formicarius (sweet potato weevil), 624 nucleotides. RefSeq lists its product as uncharacterized. NCBI's taxonomy places the organism in Eukaryota, Metazoa, Arthropoda, Insecta, Coleoptera, Brentidae. The transcript is spliced from 3 exons. The record is from RefSeq and is a predicted model, not a curated record. The coding region runs from base 106 to 591 and encodes 161 amino acids.
CAGGGUAUUAAAAAUGUUAUCAUAAUAAAUGAAGAACGUUAUAUGUACUUUAGACUUUUGUAGUUAUUAUAUGCAUCGCUAAAAUUCAGUUGAAGUUCCUUCAAAAUGUCUCUUGAAUUUUAUUUCUGUUUGGCGUUAUGCAUUUUUGUGAGUUAUUGUCCCGCUGAGGGCCAAGAAGAAGUUUUGGAUGGCAGGGUCGUCAUUGUGUCACAUUUACCUUCUCACUUGUACUGGACUGAAGAAGGAGGAGUCUCAAAUCGCUUGAAGGCCAGCAAAUACAAAAUUAAAAAAUCUUGCCACAAAGAUACUUACUAUUUUAUUAACGAAAAGAGCGGACUAUUUUUGAGCGUGACUGGUGGAUGCGGAAAUACCAAUAUUGGUCUGGAAUCAGCAAAAUUAACUCGGAAUCAGCGAUUCCGUUUAAUAUUCGGUGACUAUGCCAACAGCACUAGAGUAUUGGCAAGCAAGUGUGAUUUGAACAUGUACCUAACCAUAAACUCUGGUAGGAAUAAACUUUUAUUGAAGAAAAAGGACCCUUCCAAUAUGCGUCAGUUUUACUUUAACUUUGCAACUGUACUGAAUAAUGUAUAGUCUCACGGUAGAACUACAACGGAAUAAAGUAAA